GUGAAAUUUUCAACAAAUCAACAAAUCGACAUCUGCAGAGUCUUAACUAACGAUUAGUGCAAACUAAAGUUAAUCAACCACAACAAACAACCCAACUCAAACACAAAAACCAUCACAACAAACAUGUCCAACAGGGCAACGAUAACAAAAACUACAGCCGAUGAGAUUGAUAAGAUACGUCUUAAUCUGGCCGAUGAUUGGAAAGUGCUGCGCGUUGUCUAUGAUUUGUUGCAUAACGAGAAAGCGUUUUGUGUGUCCGAAGCGGAUCGCGACGCCGUAAAAAUUGUACACUUUAUGCAGCCAGACGAAUUGAGGGUAUGGCCUUGUCCUGGCCCGCUACAGCCGUCAUCCGGACAUCAAGACCGCUGGCAUGUUUGGCAUGCGUCCACUUGUCCUCUUCACAUCUGAAGAAUCGCAUUAUAGUUUCAUCAAAGCCGCCCAUUGGCUGGGUUUAGGCGCCGAUAAUUGUGUGGUCGUUAAAACAAAUGAAUAUGGUCAAAUGCUGCCAACCGAUUUGGAGGCGAAGAUUGUGAAGGCACAAGAGGCGGGCCAUGAGCCGUUCUUUGUGAAUGCUACCGCUGGCACCACGGUGUUAGGGGCAUUCGAUGAUCUCAAUGCAACAGCCGAUGUGUGUGAGAAAUAUGGAUUGUGGUUGCAUGUGGAUGCAUGCCUAGGUGGUUCAGCUCUUCUAUCCUAUCAGAAUCGUCACCUGCUGGCCGGCCUUGAGCGCACAAACUCUUUCGCUUGGAAUCCACACAAAUCACUCGGUGCUCCACUACAAUGUUCGCUCUUUAUCACGCGCGAACGUGACCUACUCUCGCACUGCAAUAGCACACAAGUAAAUUACCUCUUUCAGCAGGACAAAUUUUACGAUGUCUCCUAUGACACAGGCAAUAAGAGUAUACAAUGUGGACGCAAAAUUGAUGGAUUUAAAUUUUGGCUAAUGCUGAAAGCUCGUGGCUAUGGUAGUUUUGGACGGCUUCUCGAUCAUGGAAUAAAUAUCUCGAAAGUGCUAAUUAAGAAAAUAAAGCAACGUGGAAGCGAUCGUUUUCGUUUGGUUCUGGAUGAUUUUCAAUACAUGAACGUUUGCUUUUGGUACAUACCGAAGGCGUUAAGAGGUCUCGAGGAAACUGAUGAGUGGCGGGAACGGCUAUUUACGGUUGCGCCCAAGAUUAAGGAGCGCAUGGCUUAUAGCGGCACAGUGAUGAUCGGAUACACGCCAUUGCAAUAUCGCGGUUUGGGUAAUUUUUUCCGCAUGGUUUUCACUUGUUUUCCCGUAUUAGAAGAGCCGGAGCUUGAUUGUAUUUUGGACGAAAUUGAGCGCUUGGGUGAAGAGUGCGAGUAUUAGUUCAAUAAAAUGAGAUUCGUUAUGAUUUAAGAUUUGUUGUACACAAAGUGAUUUUGGAAUAAAAGAAAUAAAAUACUCGUAUUUCAUAAA
Molecule: messenger RNA, 1438 nt
Organism: Rhagoletis pomonella (apple maggot)
Lineage: Eukaryota; Metazoa; Arthropoda; Insecta; Diptera; Tephritidae
Product: cysteine sulfinic acid decarboxylase-like
Biological process (GO): carboxylic acid metabolic process
Cellular component (GO): cytoplasm
Molecular function (GO): carboxy-lyase activity; pyridoxal phosphate binding
Source: RefSeq, a predicted model, not a curated record